This is a messenger RNA of Anisakis simplex (herring worm), 471 nucleotides long. NCBI's taxonomy places the organism in Eukaryota, Metazoa, Nematoda, Chromadorea, Rhabditida, Anisakidae. The record is from the annotation of a GenBank genome assembly.
AUGAGUGAAGUGUUAAGUGGAUGCGAGUUGAGGACACAGAACGGUGACGUGGUGACGGCUGAUGACGCACUGAAGGAAAAAAUUGUGGGAUUGUAUUUUUCAGCACAUUGGUGUUUUUGGUGCAGACGUUUCACACCGACAUUAAAGGAGUUUUACGAAGAAGUUGGCAAUGAGGAGAUGGAAAUUAUUUUUGUGACAGCUGACAGGAAUGAGAAGGCGAUGAUGGAUUAUUAUAAUGAUUCACAUGCAAAAUGGUUGUAUAUUCCGUUUGGGAACUCGCAUAUUGAUAUGUUAUGGAAAAAGUAUGGCGUGCGAACAAUGCCGACACUCAUUAUUAUCAAGCCGGAUGGAAGCGUGAUCACCAGAAAUGGUGUUUCAAACGUUAAGAGGAGAAAACCCACUGAAACGCUACGACAAUGGAAAUAUGGUGAAGUGGUCGAAGAGAGCAAAAAGAAAUGCUCAAUUAUGUAA